Diospyros lotus (date-plum) is the source of this 1281-nucleotide messenger RNA. RefSeq names its product CASP-like protein 2D1. The coding region runs from base 453 to 983 and encodes 176 amino acids. NCBI's taxonomy places the organism in Eukaryota, Viridiplantae, Streptophyta, Magnoliopsida, Ericales, Ebenaceae. The transcript has 3 exons. The record is from RefSeq and is a predicted model, not a curated record.
ACAGAUGGACAGACCUCUAAGACCAUGGAGUUUGUCACAUUCACAUAGGCUGUGAUUUUCAGUCAAGUUCAUCAUCAUGAUCAUCAAGAUGUCCACCACAACAAGAAGCAUAAUACAAACCAAAUAUUUCUAGGUUUAGGAAAUAGAGCCAAGUGGAAUCAAUGAUGCCAACCCAUCCAGAAAACAGCCAUCCCAACCAACCUUAGCUCUUGAUUCCCUUUCUGAAAAGCAAACCUCCCCCCCCCCCCCCCCCCCCCCCCACUGCUUCUCUCUCUUCCCACUACAAACCAGCCUCUCAGCCUCUCCUGAUUUCUUUCCCAUUUCUUCCUCACCAAACCCCAAGGCAGCUUCUUUUUUAACCCCAAGAGAGAAAAUCCACUUUCCCUCCAACCAAACAAGCAAAAGCCUAGUUGAUCAUCAGUUGUUUAUUUUUUUUGUUUGUUUGUUCUGAAAUGAGGAUUCUCGAUGGCAAUGUGCCCCCUCUCAAGCUGCUGGAUUCUUCUCUUAGGCUACUUGUGAUUCCUUUGAGUGUUGCUUCCAUCUGGCUCACUGUGACCAACCAGCAGGACAGCAGCAGCUAUGGCAAGCUUCAGUUCAGCAAUCUUCUGGGUCUCAAAUAUAUGGUUUGGAUCAGUGCCAUUUCUGGUGGGUAUGCUCUGGUGGCUGCUGUUUCUUCAUGGGUGAAGCUGUUGGUGACAAAAGCCGCCUGGAUUUUCUUUGUUUCUGACCAGGUGGUGGCAUAUUUAAUGGUGACAUCAGGGGCAGCAGUGGGAGAGAUCAUAUACUUGGCCUACAAAGGGGACAGGGAGGUGACAUGGAGCGAAAGCUGCAGCUCCUAUGGAGGAUUCUGCAGCAGAAUGAAGAUGGCUUUGGCUUUCCAUGCCGUGUCUCUCUGCUGUUUCCUUGUCUUGUCUCUCAUCUCCGCCUACAGGGCCUUCAGCUUCUUUGACCCCCCCAUUCCCAUUUCCCAAACAACACCUUGAUCGUCAAUCAAUCACAUAUGCAUCUUCUACUCUCUGUCGUAAUGUAAAUUGCUCCGACUCAAUGAAACAAUUAAUGCUUUGUUAAUUUGAUCUUUUGGGGGUUUCUCUUGGCUUGAGAGAGAUUUAAUGAUGCAACUCAAGUAAGUGAUUGAGUAUAAAAUUGUCAUGUAUUUUAAUUGAGAGAAAUAUUGUUAUUCUUAUGGAGAAUGAUAGCAUGUGAAGGGGCGAGGAUGACGACAAAGUCCUCCAUUGAACGGUUCAGGUUCAGAAGAGCUCACGAGAACACAGUCUUCCAUUG